Molecule: messenger RNA, 2805 nt
Organism: Phytomonas sp. EM1
Lineage: Eukaryota; Euglenozoa; Kinetoplastea; Trypanosomatida; Trypanosomatidae
Source: the annotation of a GenBank genome assembly
AUGAGGCACCAGACACUCACUUGCAAGAGUUCAGGCAGGGAUAUUUCGAUUGGUCGUGGAGUUGGGAAUAAAAAAAAGAGCCGACCAGCAUCAAGUGUUUCUCUAAAUGUGGACGCGGAUGCCAAUAUGGGCACCCCACUUCGUUCUAUCAGAUCACCUUUACCCCGUUGCAUACCGUCGCACAACGAAGGAGAAGUACGUAAAGAAGCUCAAAACACUUUGAACCUUGAGCCUCUAUAUCUGAAUGACGUAAAGCUGCCGACGGGGCCCGAGGAGGGCAUGAGGCCUGCUGGUUUAGACGGCCUUAAAUUUCCGAGCCUUGAGGAAGAGGGAGCGAAUUGCCGCACGACAUCUGAUCAGGGGGGAGGGGACACCGACAGAAAGGUAAUGAUCACGGAUGACGUUUUGCAUAGCAUUUUCCAGAGGCUGAGCGCGUUAGAAGGAGCUGCUUGCGAGCGGAAAGAGAUGAACGAAUGGGAUAACCCCAAGACACCUUCCUGCUCGCUUAUGGUGGGGCUUCCGCCUGAGAAGGAGGAUAAGCAUUAUGAUAGUGGGAGUAGUAUGCCACAGUUUGUGAAUGGGAUCUCGAGCACACUAAAGCAAGUUCCAUCUCUAAGUGCGUCGGUGCUGAGCAUCCCUUCACGUUCAUCGAUGCGCUCGUCACUUACGGCAGGGUGCACAAGGACACCGCCAGUGGAUUCAUCUUCGUGCAAUGAGGCGACCGAGGAGAGUGACGGCGGGGAAAACGAAUGGGUGAGGGUUUCGAACGUCGGAAAGUCGUCCAACUUGCGGCAAAACUUUUGCAAAGGCAUGAGUCUCAGCUCGGUCUCGCUUACGCUCACCCAGGAGAUCGCUAAGGUAAUGCUCCAGAUGCGGAAAAUGAGGAAACGCACCAAGACUCUUGGUCGUGGACUACGAGAGGAGGUCCGAAGGCGCGAGCUGCUGGAGCGAAACACUUCUCACGUCAUCCACCAUCUCUUUAAGCUCGUCCGAUUCCUUGAGCAGAGAGUAUGCUCCUCUAGUGCGAGUCAUAGUGAGGGCAAAGAAAUUCCAGCAGGUGAAGGGGAGGGGGAGCAACAGAUCUUGAUGUCCCUCUUGAACACCGACGUAACCGCGACUACGGACCUUUCUGCGUUACCGACUUUGCACGAGUCCAGAUGCCCUUCAAGGGAAUCACUGUUUAAUCAAUGCCCAUCUACGAAAGGCGCCGCGCUCCCGCUCUCUGGUAUCAAGCCUGAAGAGAAGGGCAACGAAUUUGGGGGAAAUGGCGAGGUGGUUCGUGGGUUAGCAGCUCACCAAUACCCCACGGGACCCCUUCCACCCAUGCCGUGCACAUCAGGAGCCAAAAGCCGUACGAGUGCGCUUCUAUUUCCUGAUACGCUCGACGACGGUAAAGCCAGCCGCAACGACGCUUCCCAAGGCAAAGAGGGUUACCAAAGUGAACCUCAAACAGGUGAUUCAUACGACGUGUGCCUUCGGUCGAAGCAAGAGGAUCCCACUUUACUAGGAGGGACCCAGAAGCUGCCUGAGGAGUCCUUCCAACCAUUACCGAUGCUCAUGGAUGGGAGCGUUGCGGGUACUUACAGCGACUUCCCGAGUCUUAACACCACCAUGCAUUCCUCUGAGCUGAAUAACCGGGGUCUCCCUCGCGUCGAGCCUCCCUUAAUGCAGCGAAAUGGCCGCCGGAACGUGGUCAUCGAGGUCCCCACCUCCAUCGCCGAGGAGGAGAUCACGUACUUCCACGUCUCCCACCACCGUCCGACCCCUGUAGUGAUCGCGCCCCCUGCCGUCUUGGAGACCCUGCAGGACCCCCCUGGCGGUGAUCGAAACGCCAAUCGCAGGCAGGGUAGGUUUAAGAUGGGUGCCUCCUGGGCUCCGAGCGGCCGGCGAGCCCCGGUUCGCGUCUCCUGCCCCCUCCCUUCGCGUGGAAGCUACACCGGCAGUGAGAAUGGGGCCGCUGGGAAGGGAACCUGCCAUCGCACCGCCAGCAUCUCCACGGGCCUCACGCAGACCAUCUCGAUGGAGUCGUUGGCGCCAUCGCAGGCGCCCAACGUCCGGAAGCGGUCGCUCGCCACCGACGCGAUGGAGCCUUUUCCGCCCUCGAAGCUGAAGAUGCUUACGGAGACGGCGUCGUUUGGGGCCUGCAACCCACCUUUUGUCCCUUCAAACUGGGAUCGCGGGCCUCUUGAGGGGAGUGAACUGGUGACAGGCAUUCGUCAUGAUGAGGCACUGACGCUGCAAAGUUCUUUAGAUUCCUUGGAUGGUGUGACUUCCCAUGCCCUGAACAGAUUAUCUGAUCCCUUUCCCCCUGAGAGUCCAUCCGAUCCCUCUGGGAGUAUGGACGGGGUGCGACCUGAGGAUGAUUCCAAUCCCACCGCACCCGGCAACGCAAAGGAGGAAGAGAGGGGCAAGAAGGAUGGUUUCCCCCCUGCUGUGGCUCUCAGCGAGACACUCCCGUUGCCACAGUUCGCACCGAUCUUGUAUCGUCCACCGGUUAGCACCCUAAAGUGCGAUGAUGGCAACGAUUCAUUUUUGGUUUCCUUUCCAGAAUACCCCAUCAUGUCACCGCGCGGUCUGCUCAAAUUGCCGAAGGAUAGUAAGCUUAGCGGAGCUACCAAGUCUAAAAAUCGCAGCACGCCUUCCUUCCCCUCAUCGGUGCGCAUUACACAGCUGUCAACUCCGAAGCUAGGUGAGAUUAAGAGUCCUAAUGAAACCAACGAAAGCAAGUCUAUUUUGAGGGCUUUUCAAACUAUUAGCCACAUUCACGAAGACACGCCAUCGACGCUGAUGUCGUUACGAAAGUAG